UCGUCAUGGACAAAGCCAUCGCUCCUUCUUGAGCAAAGGGCACCGAAUCACGCUCAUAAUUUCCGGUCAUCUCGCGCUAUCAGGAACAUUUUUGCGAAACUUCCCUUCAGCGCUUCCUCAAGAUAGCUUCGCCUGCUUUUGAGCUUUACUUUUCUCUUCUUGCCGGCCUCCCAGUUUCGUCGAGUUCCAAGCGCCAGAAGACACAUAUCAAGAAUGGUUGCCCGAGAUGUCAAGAAGCGUGUCGUUGCUGUUGAACAAUCUGAGGGGGUGGGGGCAAGGGUUCGCCGAAGUAUCGGACGCCCAGAGUUGCCAAACCUAGACCCCUUUUUAUUGCUGGAUGAAUUUUCUGUUAGCAAGCCAGCAGGCUUUCCGAACCAUCCGCAUCGGGGAAUGCAAACGGUAACAUACAUGUUGGAGGGUGCGUUUCGACACGAGGACAACAAGGGACAUGCAGGUACUAUUGGAGUUGGAGACUUGCAAUGGAUGACAGCUGGCCGUGGAAUUGUACACAGUGAGAUGCCUGCUACGGAUGGAAAGAAUGUCGGAUUGCAGCUGUGGGUCAACCUUGCCGCUAAGAGCAAGAUGACAAAGCCACAGUAUCAAGAACUGUUGGCUGAUGAGGUACCUCUGGCGAGAAGCGAUGACGGUUUAAUUGAAGUGAAUGUCAUUGCUGGUAAGUGUCUUGGGGUAGAGAGCGCUGUGUUCACACAGACACCGACUCUGUAUUGGGAUGUGAAAACGGAAGGUGCGACAACGUUUACCGAGGAAGUGCCGGAGCACUACAAUGCUUUCAUGUAUGUUCUGUCAGGCACGGUGAUGACUGGUAAAGAGGGUGUGAAAGGAACACAUGGGACAUGUGUGGUUUUUGGACCUGGGGAAUCAGUCUCCGUGACAUCAGCGGGGAAAGCGAGGUUUGUGAUUCUUGCUGGAGAGCCGCUUAACGAGGCGGUCGUCCAACAUGGACCGUUUGUGAUGAACACACGAGAAGAGAUUAUGGAGGCGUUCAGGGAUUAUUCCGACGGGAAAUUUUAGUUUGGCUCAUGAAAGAACCCAUGCAUCUGCAUUUGGGAAAUAUCUUGCUCCCGCCGUGCGUCCUUUUUAGAUUCCUGGCAUUCCGCAUACCAAAUCGAGAAACUGAGGUUAUGUGUUUGUCCGAACAGCACCGAGGACUUUCUCCCAGCUGCUUUUAGGCUAUUGCACUGCAUCAUGUGAUGCCAAGCUGUGCAGGGCCCCCUUUUCGUAUGAAAUAUAAAUGAAAUCAGAAGUAUAAUCCGACUGCGAACGACGGCUCUUCUUCACUUCUGCCGUACCAUGACGCUAAC
Molecule: messenger RNA, 1322 nt
Organism: Chondrus crispus (carragheen)
Lineage: Eukaryota; Rhodophyta; Florideophyceae; Gigartinales; Gigartinaceae
Product: probable pirin
Exons: 7
Coding region: 214-1032 (272 amino acids)
Source: RefSeq, a predicted model, not a curated record